Rana temporaria (common frog) is the source of this 1689-nucleotide messenger RNA. RefSeq names its product eukaryotic translation initiation factor 4E family member 3 (gene EIF4E3). Gene Ontology annotation, molecular function: RNA 7-methylguanosine cap binding; translation initiation factor activity. The record is from RefSeq and is a predicted model, not a curated record. Gene Ontology annotation, biological process: translational initiation. Gene Ontology annotation, cellular component: eukaryotic translation initiation factor 4F complex. The transcript has 7 exons. Lineage: Eukaryota; Metazoa; Chordata; Amphibia; Anura; Ranidae. Bases 21 to 731 code for a protein of 236 amino acids.
AGCACGCGGCGGCUGGGUUGAUGACGAUGCCAGCGAGGGUGGAGCUAAAGCGGCGCUUCCACAGGAAGAUGGCGCUCCCCGCGGCUGCGGACCGGCGGCUCAAGUCUGACACCGACGAGCAGCAGCUGUGCCUCAACAACCACCGGGAUGACCUAGGGGACCUGGAGCUGCCGCAAGAGGUCGAGAGCGAGGGCAUCCCGCUACACACGACCUGGACCUUCUGGUUGGACAGGUCUCUUCCUGGGACAACUGCAGCAGAAUGUGAAUCAAACCUGAAGAAGAUAUACACGGUGCACACGGUACAGCGUUUCUGGAGUGUUUAUAACAACAUUCCUCCUGUGACAAACCUACCUCUAAGAUGUAGCUACCACUUAAUGAGGGGAGAAAGGAAACCACUAUGGGAGGAAGAAUGCAACGCUAAGGGAGGGGUAUGGAAAAUGAAAGUUUCUAAAGACAGCACAGCAUUGGUUUGGAAAGAAUUGUUGCUAGCUACUAUUGGAGAGCAGUUUACAGAUCACUGUUCAACAGAAGAUGAGGUGAUUGGUGUCAGUGUGAGUGUACGUGACCGUGAAGAUGUUAUCCAGGUAUGGAAUGGAAAUGCUACCGUAGUUGGUGAAGCUAAAGUCCUAGAAAAGAUCUACGCGCUUCUGCCAAACACAACUUUUAAAGCUGUAUUUUAUAAACCUCACGAAGAGCACCAUGCAUUCGAAGGUGGCCGUUCAAGACACUAGCAGUGACCUGGCAACAAACAUCGCAACCUUUAACCAUCAGAGGAAACCACAAAUCAGUGUUGCUGGUACACCACCGUACAGUAAAGUGGGUUAGAACCUGGCAAGAAAGUCCAGGAACUGGUUUUAAUGCUGAACUACACUGGUCAUCUUUUUUAGAAAAGUUUAAGAGCUCCUAAAUGGGCAAUAGUAAAGUCCAAUUCUCAUUUUUAUUUUUAUUCUUGCUUUGGAAACUCUGAUGGCUUUGCUGCUAUAAAAGAACAAAUCUUGCUGCCCUAUGAAUCUUUAAACAGACUUGAUCUGUUAAGUAACUCAGGGCUAUUUCUGUGAAGUUUGUAAAGCUGUCUUUUCCUUUAAAAACAAAAUGGUUAUUUUUGGAAGAGUUUUCCUGCACAUAAGUUUCCAAGAAGAAUGAACCAGUUUGCUCUACAAAGUACUGUGAUAACCCAGCACUUUUUCCCAUAAUGCUUUGCAGUAAUAGAUGGAACUCUUUUGACAUGAAACUUUUAUGCAGAGGUCUGUAUGCACAAUCAUGUUGUAGUACUUGGAAGUUUCCAUCGCUGACAUUCCUGUGAUGGUCCCCCCGCCCCCCCCAACCCAAUAGAUCACUGCACUGUAAUUUAAUGAGAUCUCAUCUUGCGUGGACUGUAUUGCACGAGAGUGCCCAAUUUUACCUGUUGUGUUUUACCAGCCUAUGUAAUUUUAAGAUGGCGUUCUUGUCAGAAGAAGAUCUCUAAAUGUGUAGCUAUUAUUUUAGCAGUUAACUCCUUGGCUUAUUUAAAUACUUGUCCACUCUAAUUGCUAGAACUAUUUUUUACAAAGGCAAAGCAUUGCCAUGUGCCCAUUUAUUUUCCUGCUUAUUUGAGGAUCCGUUGUAUGUCGCUGACCCCCAGGUUGGGUUCUAGGUGCUCGGCAUGCAGUGAAUGGGGUUUUGGCAGUGCUUGGCCUUUAUAAAGUUGUA